Messenger RNA from Haemonchus placei, 219 nucleotides. The record is from the annotation of a GenBank genome assembly. NCBI's taxonomy places the organism in Eukaryota, Metazoa, Nematoda, Chromadorea, Rhabditida, Trichostrongylidae.
AUGUUCUAUUAUCAUUUCAGAAGACAAGGUCGUAUUGUACCCGUACGACCAGGUACUGGAGGACAGUACCGUGUCGUGACACGGACAGCUACUGUAGAAGGGCAUUCCAAAGCUGUUCUAUCAGUAGCAGCCACCGAUGAACUCCUCUUAUCUGGAUCGAAAGAUGAGAAGGCAUUGAUGUUGCUUACGGAGCUUGCCGUCCUGCAGUGCGUUUCGUAA